AUGAUAAUUGUAACAUCAUCUCGAUAUACAGCUGCUGUUGCUUCUACUGCAUCUGCUGUUACGUGUUCACUACGUAGAUAUGCAUUUCCUUAUAGAAAUAAUUCGAUUCAACUUCAUAAUAAGCAAUUCAUCUCAUCUCAAUCCAAACAACGACAGCAACCAUCACUAAACCCACCAAAACCAAGAAUGCGUUGGUAUUAUGCUGUAGAUGUACCCAAUUCCAAACCUGAUUGGUAUAAUUAUACAAAAACCAAAGAUCCCGAGAAUUUCAUUCCAUUCUCCGAAGAUGAUUCCCAUAAUCUAGAACGUCAUUUCUUAAAGGAACUGAAUAAAUUAAUAGAAGUUAAUGAAGAUAGGUUAUUUCAAGUUGAUUUAAAUAAAUUGGAAUUAAGUCCAAUCUAUUGGGAAGGUCCUACUUAUGAAGUACGUAGAGGAUUAUGGUUUGAUCUGGAUGGAAGCCCCUACCCUAAAACCAUGGCUGAUGAAUUAGAACAAGGAUAUCAGAAAUUAAAGCCUUAUACUUUUGAAGAAAUUGAACAUGAAACUGAAACUAAAGAGAAUAAAGAUUUAAUUAAUGAAUUUAAUAAAUUUAAAGCAGAAAUGGAAGAAAGCUUAUCAAAUAUUGAUAUUGAUAAAGAAAAAGAUUUAAUUAAAUUGAAACUGGGAGAUUUCGCGGUUUAUUUUAAUGCAACUCAAGCUGCUAUAUUCCCGGGAACUUAUGAUUCAAAAUAUCAAGUGGAUACAAUUCGAAAAUUUGGAGAGAAUCCAGUUUCAUUAUUAGGUGUUAAACAUAUUCAAAGAGGAUAUACUGAUGAUUUACAAGAAACCAUAUUUGAUAAAUUACCUUCGAAUCCCUUACCGGACAUUGCUGAUUCUUUUCAGGAUGAGUUUGGAAAUCUAUUUAAAACACAAGAGAAGGAAAAUAAACUAGAAGAAAAUAAAGAAGAAGAUGCAAAUGAAAUUGAUGAUAAACAUAUGGAACAUUAUUUGGAAGCAGAUUAUGACCUCUCUCCAUCCAAAUCAACAUCAAAUCGAGAAAUUGAUCAUUUAGUACUAUGUAUCCAUGGUAUUGGGCAAGUAUUGGGAAGUAAAUAUGAAUCAAUUAAUUUCACUCAUAAUGUAAAUGUCUUGAGAAAUACCAUGAAACGAGUAUAUGAUGAAAAUGAAGAAUAUUCAAAAAUAAUAUAUCCCGAUCAAGACAAGAAGGAUAAAGAAGAAUUAUCAAAUAAUAGAAUUCAAGUGUUGCCAAUUUUCUGGAGACAUAAAGUUGAUUUCAAUCCUCGUGAAAAUUUCGAGAAAGAAUCUAGACUCCCAACAUUAUCUCAAAUCAAUGUAGAUGGAAUCAAAGCAUUACGUAACGUCAUUGGAGAUGUGAUCUUGGAUGUAUUAUUAUAUUAUCAGCCACGAUAUUUAGAACAAAUCCUUACUUCCUCCGCAGCGGAAUUGAAUCGAGUAUAUGAGUUAUACAAAGAACGAAAUCCAAACUUCAAUGGAAAAGUCCAUAUCGUGGCCCAUUCCCUUGGAUCAGCAAUUGCAUUUGAUUUAUUAUCCGGUGAAAGUAAAGUCAUUGAUGGCGAAUUACAAUUCCUUAAUAAACUCAACUUCGACGUCGAUGCCUUAUUCCUAGUUGGAUCCCCAGUAGGGAUGUUUAAAUUACUCGAAGGGAAAAAUAUCAUAGGAGACCCCACAACCACCUCAACACAACUUUCAACCCACCAAUUCGCAUCUCCUCAAUGUAACAGACUCUAUAAUGUCUUCCACCCAUCUGAUCCAGUCUCAUAUAGAAUCGAACCACUAAUCUGCCCCUCUUUUGCUCAUCUCAAACCCGAAGCAAUUCCAUUCGCAGUCAGGGGUCUCAAUACCCAAAUCCAAGAUUUGUAUAGUUUUGGUGAAAAGAUAACCCAGGUGACACAAUGGUUUCGAGGGACUAAUAAACCAAAACCAGAAAACACUAGGGGAAAAAGUGUUGAAGAAAGAGCAAAUAGUGAAAACGCAUUAGGUGAUAUUAUAUCCAGUGUAGUCAUGGCUAAAGAGGAUGAAAAACCAGCUGUGAAGCCUCUGAAGAGGGCGUUGAGCUCAGAGGAGUUACGAAAAUUGACUUGUUUGAAUAGUAAUGGAAGAGUGGAUUAUUGUUUACCUUUGGGAGUAUUGGAUUUUACAUUGGUUUCGGCUGUGAGUGCACAUAUUACAUAUUUUGAAAAUCAGGAUGUGGCUGGGUUUAUUAUGAAAGAAGUAUUAUCUCCUCAUGAUAAACCAGUACAGGAAAAGGUUGUUUAUUACAAUUAG
Messenger RNA from Hemisphaericaspora subhashii, 2286 nucleotides. Its product is annotated as putative carboxylic ester hydrolase. Gene Ontology annotation, molecular function: metal ion binding; glycerophospholipase activity. Gene Ontology annotation, cellular component: cytoplasm. The coding region runs from base 1 to 2286 and encodes 761 amino acids. Lineage: Eukaryota; Fungi; Ascomycota; Pichiomycetes; Serinales; Debaryomycetaceae. The record is from RefSeq and is a predicted model, not a curated record. The transcript has a single exon.